Rotaria sordida is the source of this 807-nucleotide messenger RNA. The record is from the annotation of a GenBank genome assembly. NCBI's taxonomy places the organism in Eukaryota, Metazoa, Rotifera, Eurotatoria, Philodinida, Philodinidae.
AUGGCAUCAAAAUUGAAUGUUUUGCUUUUAUUUACUAUUUUUUCAUGUUAUCAAUUAUUUCUUAUUACAGCACAAUCUGAAGUAAAAGAUGUACCCAAUGAAGCAUCAAAAGUUACGAAUGACCAACUUAUAAAUGAUUUUGAAGAUCGAUGUGCAAGUACAAAAUGUCGUGAUGGUGAAACAUGUAUGUUAAAUAAAGAUGGUGAUGCUGAAUGUGCUUGUUUAACACAAUGUGAAGAUCCAAAAGAUGAACGUUUAAUGGUAUGCACAAAAUCUAAUCAAACAUAUACAACGGAUUGUGAAUUCUUUCAAAUGCAAUGUUGGUGCCGUCGAAAGGAUGAACGAUGUACACGUCGAGAAGCUCUUACAGAUACAAUUGAUUAUUUUGGACGAUGCCAAAAUCUUGGUAUUUGUACGGAAUUCGAAUUAGAAGUCUUUCCAAAACGAAUGACAACAUGGCUUGGAGAAAUUCUUGAUACAUUGUUUGUUCGUAAAGAUCUUGAUGCUAAAUAUGAAGUAUUAGUUAAUGAAGCACGUAAAAUGAAAUUAUCAAAUACAGAAAAAUGGUGGCGUAAUGCUGUACUUUGGGAAUUUUGUGAACUUGAUAAAACACAUGAUAAUUCAGUUAAUAAUGAAGAAUUAGCUCGUUUUGUUCGAUCACUUAAAGUACUUGAACAUUGUAUUCAACCAUUUUUGGAUCAUUGCGAUACGGAUAAUGAUAAUAAAAUUUCAUCGGAUGAAUGGGGUACAUGUUUAGGUUUAGAUAAAGAUGAUAUGACUUUCUUAAAAACAUUCUGUUCAAAUUAA